Molecule: messenger RNA, 4564 nt
Organism: Thamnophis sirtalis
Lineage: Eukaryota; Metazoa; Chordata; Lepidosauria; Squamata; Natricidae
Gene: AGFG1
Product: ArfGAP with FG repeats 1
Biological process (GO): spermatid nucleus differentiation; intermediate filament organization; acrosome assembly
Cellular component (GO): membrane; cytoplasm; cytoplasmic vesicle
Molecular function (GO): GTPase activator activity
Source: RefSeq, a predicted model, not a curated record
AUAGAGUGCGGGUUCCGCCUCGGCUCGUCAUUCAGCCGCCCCGGGCCCGGCUCGAGUUCGCCUCUCUUGCUGUUUCCCUUUUCCCCCUGCUCUUCCGUUCUCCCCUUGGGCUCGUACGGGUGGGCGCGGGCCUCGCUCUCCUGUUGGCUUGACUCGCCGCCGCUCAAGCGGGACGGUCCCCGCCUCCCCUGCGCCGCCUUCGUCUUCGUUCUCGAGCGGACCGGGGAUCGGCUCCCCCCCCCCCUCCCGGCGGAGGCCAUGGCGGCAAGCGCCAAGCGGAAGCAGGAGGAGAAGCACCUGAAGCUGCUGAGAGAGAUGAGCAGCCUCCCGCCCAACCGCAAGUGUUUCGACUGCGACCAGCGCGGCCCCACCUAUACCGACAUGACGGUGGGCAGCUUCGUUUGUACUUCCUGCUCCGGCAUCCUGAGAGGUUUAAAUCCACCUCACAGAGUGAAGUCCAUUUCAAUGACCACAUUCACACAGCAAGAAAUAGAAUUUCUUCAAAAGCAUGGGAAUGAAGUAUGUAAACAGAUAUGGCUAGGAUUAUUUGAUGAUAGAUCAUCAGCAAUUCCAGACUUCCGGGACCCUCAAAAAGUCAAAGAAUUUCUACAAGAGAAAUAUGAAAAGAAAAGAUGGUAUGUUCCUCCAGAACAAGCAAAAGUUGUGGCUUCUGUCCAUGCAUCCAUAUCUGAGUCAUCUGCUAGUAGUACAAGCAGUACUCCAGAAGUUAAACCACUUAAAUCUCUCUUAGGAGAGUCUGCACCAGCACUGCACUUAAAUAAAGACACACCUACACAAUCUCCUGUUACAAUUCGAUCUCAUGGGCAGUCACAAGAAAAGAAGCAAUUUGAUCUUCUCAGUGAUCUUGGUUCAGACAUAUUUGCUGCUCCUGCUCCGCACACUACAGCUACUGCUAAUUUUGCUAAUUUUGCACAUUUCAACAGUCAUACAGCGCAGAACUCUGCAAACGCAGGUUUUGCAAACUUUGAUGCAUUUGGACAAUCUAAUGCUUCGAGUAAUUUUGGUGGUUUCCCCACAGCAAGUCAGUCUGCUUUUCAGCACCAAAAUACAGCGUUCAGAACGCUUUCAUCUAGCUGCAGUUUUGGUGACUUUACUACUUCUGCUUUCCCUGGCCAGGCUAUGCGCAGUAAGUUCCACCAAGGUGGGAGCGCUCGAUCAGUGAAUGCUAACUUUGCACACUUUGAUAACUUCCCCAAAUCCUCCAGUGCUGAUUUUGGAGCCUUCGGUGGUUCUCAGAGCAACACAACUGCAGCCAGUAAAGCUGUAGUGAAUAAAACAUGUCUCCAGUCAGCAGAUAAAUACGCAGCUCUUGCUAAUUUAGAUAAUAUCUUCAGCACAGGGCAAGGUGGUAAUGAGCAAGGAAAUGGCUUUGCUGCCAGUACAGUACCUGCUGUCUCGGCUCCAAGUCAAAGAAGUACAUCUUCAGACAAGUAUGCAGCCCUAGCAGAAUUGGACAGUGUGUUCAGCUCCACAGCAACCACUAGUAAUGCAUAUACUUCCACUAGUAAUGUUAGCAGUAAUGCUUUUGGAACAGUUCCAGUUGGUGCUAAUACACAGACGCAGUCUACAUCAUCCGGUGUUCCUGCUCAGUUUGGAGCAACACCAUCCACAAAUCCAUUUGUGGCUCCACCUGUAGCUGCAGUAGCCGCAUCAACAAAUCCAUUCCAAACCACCAACCGAGGAGCAGCAGGCCUUUCAGGAGCAAUUCACUCUCAUAUAUUUCCUCAGGCUCACUUUGCAACAACAUUUGGCACAGCUUCCAUGAGUAUGCCUGCAGGAUUUGGAACAACUGCCUCAUACAGUCUUCCUACUAGCUUUAGUGGUAACUUCCAGCAGCCUGCAUUCCCAGCUCAGGCAGCUUUUUCUCAGGCUGCUUUCACUCAGCAACCUAAUGGUACUGGCUUUGCUGCGUUUGGACAGGGAAAAUCAGUAGUAACCCCAUUUGGACAAGUUACAGCUGUUGGAGUCGCCAGUAAUCCUUUUAUGGCAGGAACAGCAACGGGGCCUUUUCCAGCAGGAAGCUCAUCAACCAAUCCUUUCUUAUAGCCUUAUAGACACUUUACUUAAAAGAACUCUAUGUGAUCACAUAACAUCUCUAUGCCUCUUGCACUGUUGUCUUGUUUCACUGACCUUAGCUUUAAACACAAAAUAAGUCUUUCAGAAAAAAAAAUAGUCUGCGUUGUGUAUUAAAACCAAGGAACACCAGGUGAUGUACAAAACAUGGAACUGUGGUAACAUCCUUUCUUGUGCAAUGGCAGGAGAAUGUUAAUAGUAUCAUGUAUAUUAAAAUUGGCUAAUAUUAAGUUAUUGCAGAUAUCAUUCAUUAUGCUGCAGUAUUGUACAUAUUUUUCUCUUAGGAAUUAGUUAUUUGUGCAUAUCAGUAUUUGUAACUUUUAACACACUGUUAUGUGAAAAACGUUACUGGGAGAAAUAGAUCAGCCAGUUUAAGGUGCUGUCAUAUAUCUUGGAAUGAAUGGCCUAUAUCAUUUUAACAUUGCUUGUUGGGAUUUAUGAAUUCAGAACUGAAGUUUUAUUCAUUUCUUGAAGUGUUUUUUUCCCUUUCCUGAAGAGCUCUUCUAUUUAUACAUGCCUAAAUUCUAUAUAAUGUGGAGGGAUACCUGUCUGCAUAAUAAAGCUGAUCAUGUUUUGCUACAGAUUGCAGGUGGAAAAAAUAAAUAUUAAAAAAGUUUGUUGUUGUCAGCAUUUGCACUAACCAAUUUUAUUAAUUUUCAAAAUCAUUGACAAAAUUUUGAGAUGGCAUUAUUUCUUUGGCUGUUUCAGUAAGGUUGCAAAUUGUUAACAGUACAUCCUGUUAACAAUAGGAAUGUACCUACUGAUCAAUCAGUAAGAUAUGAAAUUGCCUUUAUUUUGAAAACUGUCUAACAAAUUAACUUAAAUUGUGUAGUACAGAAUAUAUUUCAUUUCAUUUAUUGUUUAAAUGUUUCUUCAUUUCAUCUUGUGGUCAUUGUUCAUUCUUAUUACUGAAAACAAAUUGGUAAGAUUGAUUUUGCAGCAUUAUUGAAACCAAACAGCCAGCAAAUACUUAAUAAAACCAAACUUUAGUUUUGGUAUGGAUGUACAUACUAUGGAUUUUGAAUGAAUAUCGUGCUCCUUACCAGUAGAAUUAUUGUUCAGUUAUUUGCAAAGUAAAUGCCAUGGUAGCAUAUUUAUUGAUGAAGGCUGAUUGAACAAUGUUUCUGUAGAUUUUAGGUAAUUUGUAACGCAAAUACUUGAUGUUUGUCAAUAGAAACACAUAUUUUGUAUGCAAUUAUAUUUUCGGUGGCAAAUAUAAAUCCACACACAGUGUAAUACUGACACAGGCCAUUACUUCAUAAAAUUAAGUGACUUGAAGAUUUGAACCAAGAUGAUAUACCAUGCUUUUAGAGUGCAUUGAUACAGAAAAGAUCUGAAUUUCUCUCAAAGGAUGGUUGAUUAAUUGGGAGGGAAAGGUGCUUGUAGUAUUUAAACACAUUGCUUCAGAUUGUCAUUAGCAUUAAUCUGGGAUAUAAAAAUAGUACUUAAUAUCCUUGCUAGUGGACAAGGCUAUUUGGAACAUUGAAAUAGCACAUCCCUACAUAUCCUAUACUUUGGGUAGAAUGUAAAGUACUGUAAAGUAAAGGAUUUUUCAAAAAGUUUCCUCUAAGAUUUUCAAUAGGAGGAUGGAAAUUAGGGUGGAGAGAAUAUGUUUGGUAAAUUACCAGUUUCUGUCUGGAAUUACGAGGUUAGUGGAUUUCUGAAUUUUCUGUAGCCUUUUUGAGAGAUAGCUUAAAAGGCAAACAGAAUGUUAUGUUUGGAUGUCUGCUACCCUGUGUUAGUGCUGAAUUGUCCCCAAAAGGCAAUUUUAUGUGUUCCGGUAUAUGCAACAUUUGUCUUAGUUUCAGUGAGUGCAUCUUGAUGAAAAGGUGAAUGGAGUCAGGUUAAAAACUUUCUAGUCAUUUUAAAUCAUGAAAAAAUAUGUCAUUUUCAUAUAUACAGACAUUAAUUUGCAGGAAUUUGGGUGAGUGAAUCCAUGAAAUUGCAAUUAAAAGUUUUCACCUGUAUACAGAAUGUGGCAUAGGAAUCAGCAAAAAAACCCAUUUUUUAAAAAUAAUAAUUGAAGAACCUCAGUUAUUUAAUGGAAUAAUAAUUCUGUAGAAGAAUGUUUUUAACUCAUCCUUGGUACUGUGUUUCCACCUUCUUUCCCCUCUUAGACUGCCGUUGGCUCUGCUGGGGAGAAUGGGAAUAUAAUGCAUUCACUUAGAUGCCUUGAAUUUUAAGAACAGGAAUUUUCCUUUUCUGCUGCUUUUCAUUUCUAAGUUUUUUUAAAAAAUCAUUGUAUCAGUGCUUAAGGAUAAGGUGGUAUUUUUACUGUUGAACUUAAUAUAAUUCUCAUGUUGAAUUUUUGUUUCAGGUGAUAACAAAAGACUUUUCUAUGCUUUUUCUAGAAAUUAUUUUCAUUCUCUGAGUAAUAUUUAAAUUGAACAACUGUUUUUUUUUAAAUUGAAAUUAAGUGUGUGUAUAUUAUGAAUAAAGCAGCCUUGCAGCAUGUAACUGCAAGCACCAA